Messenger RNA from Mesorhabditis belari, 2163 nucleotides. NCBI's taxonomy places the organism in Eukaryota, Metazoa, Nematoda, Chromadorea, Rhabditida, Rhabditidae. The record is from the annotation of a GenBank genome assembly.
AUGGUUGUACUUGGAAACCUCGUGGUUCUACUGGCUGUACUCGUUGAUCGCAAAUUGAGAACGGUGACAACGAAUAAAUUCAUUGCUUCGUUGGCUGUAUCAGAUCUCCUUGUCGGUCUUGUCGUUAUGCCACUCUCGCUUCAUGCUAAAAUGCACGGCGAUUUGUGGAUCCUCGGUCACACCUGGUGUCAAUUUCAUCUUGUUACCGGCGUUUUCUCAACAACCGCUUCUAUUGUUCACCUUGUGGCAAUCAGUUUGGAUCGUUAUUUCGCAAUCAUGUUUCCAACCGAAUAUCAACGACAUAGUGUCAGCACAUCGACCACUCCAUAUGUGGUGAUGAUUUGGUUGAUGGCUUUUUGUGUCUCCUCAUCUCUUUUCAUGGAGCAAAAUCCAGUUAAUGAGCGAAUUUGCUGGAUUGAUAACCCUCAAUAUUUGGUCCUUUCUUCACUUCUUUCCUUCUUUCUUCCGGGUAUCAUUGUCGUCUACAUGUAUGUGAAAAUCUUUCAGAAAUUACGGAACCAUCAACUUUACAUGUUCGGUCAACAGAGUACUCGACAACCCGAUCAUAAAAGAUCAUUGCCGAGAGUGAUCAUUGAAGAGGUUCGUUCCCGUCGUGGAUCUCGUUUAUCGCAAACGGGCUCAUCUGGCGGAUCGCCGACAAGAAGAAGCAGUGGACCGAAGAGCGAAAGAAGCCCUUCACAGCCAGAGAUACACACGGUUGCAUUGCCUCCGCAGAGAUGGCGCAGUCCGACAAUUUGCGCGGAGACUUUCGAGCAUGAUCGGAGUGUGGCUGCGAAGAAAAGAGUGUCUAUUGUACCCGAUCCACCGUCAAUGGAUAUUUCGUCAACGUCGAACAUUGGAGCUCUCCGAGCUGAACAUGAAACAGCAAUUCAAAGGGAAAAGAUGGAAGCCGAAUUGAAACUUCUACAAGAUGAGCCUCGAUUUCGAAAGUUCUCAGAUAAAUGCUGCGAAAGAAGAGAACGAGAGAAAUUGGAGAAAAGAAGGAAUAGCUCGGAUGGACGACCGAAUGGAGUACCGAUUAUGUUGGCAUUCAAUAAGGCGUACAGCGAAAUCCGUGCCGGUCGUCGACGUGCUUCAUUGGGUAGAGAGGACUCGGAGGGAGAACUCCACCUUCCACUUCGCUUUCAAUUGUCCACCGUUUAUGCGGACGAAGAGGAGAAUCCCGAGGAUACGGCACUCAAUCCAAACUCGAUUGAACUGACGGAGAUCGAAAAAACGGCAACAACAGCUGAGACAAGUUUGGUGAAAGACGAAUCAAUGCAAGAAUCUCUAUCAACUGAUGCAAGUUUAAGGCCACUUUUGAGUCUCACCACAUUGAAUCAGCCGUCAAAGUUGGAAACGAUCACUUUGAAGACCAACAAUUCCUCGAACAGUUUCCGUAAUCACAAUCGUAUCCCAGCACCCACUUUUUUGAUGGUUCCCGCUGUGAUGAGCAUCAACACAUCGGCUCUUCCGCAACACAACACUGAAUAUCAACACUCAGGUUCCCUACAGGUUCCACGUCUUUUCGAUUGUCCAUCACCGAGCUCGGCUCCGUCAAAUUCUUCCCAUUCCUCUUACACAUCGGCUAGUGGAAGCAGUGAUACCUAUCGCCGUAUCUCGAUGAACAGCUAUGGAAGUAGUCUCACCGAUGCAACCGACUCAACUUUCGAGAUCGAUUCAAGACGCAGCAGUGCCUGGUCAACCCUUCGAUCAGCCGUUUUAUCAAAUGAUUUCAAAAACUUUCCGAAUUGUGCUCGGCCUUCUGUAGAAAUUGCUGUGGAUGGAGUUGGAUACAGCAAGAAAUCCAAUGGGAUAAGUCGCGGGAAAUUGAGACGAAUAGCAACACAGGUGACACGGGCGAUUCGACGAAAACGCCGUGAAUCGAUGGCGAUACGACGAGAGAGUCGAGCCACGAGGGUUGUGGCCGCUAUUUUGAUGGCUUUCAUCAUUUGCUGGCUUCCCUAUUUUUGCAUCUCGGUUUAUCGGGGAAUCUCGAUGGGAUUUAGAGUGAAUAUCCAUCGAGAGCUACACACUGAGCUUUAUGUGGCAACCAGUUGGCUCGGCUACGCGCAUUCGUGUUUCAAUCCGGUGAUCUACAUGUGCCUCAAUAAGAAUUUUCGAGUGACUCUUCGGAGAAUGUUGAGAAUAACGAGAGAUCAA